This is a messenger RNA of Fibroporia radiculosa, 564 nucleotides long. RefSeq lists its product as uncharacterized. The record is from RefSeq and is a predicted model, not a curated record. NCBI's taxonomy places the organism in Eukaryota, Fungi, Basidiomycota, Agaricomycetes, Polyporales, Fibroporiaceae. The transcript has a single exon. The coding region runs from base 1 to 564 and encodes 187 amino acids.
AUGGAAACUCACCCUCUACUUUGCACCCCUGAGUUAGGGUUAGGUUUCUCAAGGUUGCAUCACUGCUAUCCAUUCACACCCCUGCCAAAUGUCACUUGUCGCCCAUUCCUAAUUCCAGGACCUCCAGAAUCUUCCAACAGUGAUGCCAUAAUCUUACAUCAAUUUCCUGGACCUCUGGAAAUCCCUCACACCUCGGAAGCAUCCAUUGGAUCUUACUAUGUGGCACCUGCACAGGUAUUCCCAUCCUCAUUGCCUACGAAGACCUCAUCCUCUCCAAACCCUGACAGCCCCCCUGCUGCAUCUACUGAUUCUCCCAAUAUGCCACCUCUUGCCUCUGAUGUCUCUGACAAUGGGAGUCUUGAUCAUGCUCCAAAUCUUUACCUCCUAGCCAAUGUCAGCGAAUAUGUUACAGCAUCCAAAGGACACAGCAGCAAUCCUCAGGAAUUCAUGGUCUACAGCAAUGAUGUACUAAUUCACCAACCCUCCAAUGAUGUUAGCAGAUCCUGGCGAUCCAUUCCUUUUGACACCUCUACCCCUGUUCAAGAUGUUGAUCCUUUGGAAUGA